AUGACGAGUCCUGGCGGAGGGACGAAGCUGUACAAAUUCUUCCAAUCCUACCCCGCGAUUGACUACUUUCCUUCUCUACGCGAAGUAGAACGUCUCGCUCAACACAAGGUCAACGAGAUAUUCGGGGCUUUUGAGAACGUGCGGUACAUUCUUGAGCGACACGAAGAUACUGUUCGUAAGAGGUGGUGCAAGAAGAGUACCGCGAAGAAGAAGAAGCUUCUCCUCACGGCAAAGCCGGGCAUGGCAAGCGAGCAUCGACCUGAUAUUGCGGCAGAGCUUGCAGCGACCACAAUUUCUGACCUUGAAGAUGAGCUCUUUUUCGUUUCUGUCUGUACAGCAACAAACAGCGAAGCCUGCCUGGUGCCGUUCCUGAAUCUAGAAGAUCUUCUCAAUCCAGGGAGCUUUCUUACAUUACUCAACUCUCGCGGUCGCACCCCAAUCGAGACCUUCAGUCACACGGAAUUGCACCACUGUCCAAGCGCGUGGUGGCCAGACUCGGCCCUCCUCCCAUAUCUACAGAGAUUCACGAUGGUCUUCGCUGGGCGUAACACACGAAACACCUACGGUCGUAUUCAGCGCUGGAGAGACUCCAAUGACGCUUGGAGGUCUAUCUACAAAGGCCAAGCAGUUCAUCCAGGCAAUGGGCUCCAGAUCCUUUGUAUACAGGAGAUCAUCUACACAUUCUUGCAGCGAUGCUGUCAUCUCUUAGUCGGUGAUCUCUUGGCUGAAGGGAAAGGACAACAGGCACAGCAUCCCAACAUACCGCCGACAGUCCUCGUAGUAGAUGACACACUCAAUUACACUAAUCGGGCAGAGGUUUCACUGAUGAUUCCAUAUGGUAUUCCAGGGCAAUUGGACUUCGGCCGCUUACGCAGUUUGAUCAGCUCCAAGGUUGGCGAGCUUGAGGACCAUAUCUGGGCUUUGCGAGAAGACCCUGGCUAUUUCAGUGAAGUCUUCCAUGACUACGAGAGGCACAUUGUUGAGUACAGUGUCUUCAUCGAUGGUAAUGGAAACGCUGCACUGAAGGAGCAGCCUGAUGCCGUCCCCGGUCUUAUCCUUCGCAAUCUCAUAACUGAUCCCUAUUAUGCCUUGUUCUACUGGCAUAGAUGUUUACACCUUCUGGAUCGCCUGGAGUCUACUGCAGCACGACACAGCUUCAAGUUCCCCUCGCACGAAGAACUGCCAGAAGGCUAUCGCGAAGACCUUUUGAGGCUUUGGACGGUUCUCAAUGCAAUCCAAACCGAUCUCCACGAGUGUUUCAGACAACACGUUCUAGCCACACCAACAAUGAGAACCUACAUUUCCAAGACAGCAGAAGACCCGGAUAGUCGGAACUAUGCAUUCGAGUUUGAGAUGUCGCAAGCAAAGGGGGAUUCCGUCACCAUCCGUUUCCUCGAAGUACUAUCUCGAAUCAUCGUCCCACGCGACCCACCCGGGCAUGGGUUCGUAGCAGAGUUGGACGACCUUGAGAGACUUAUCAUCAAGAAUCCUGCCGCGAAAGGUCUUCUGUCACCGUUUGUGUGGGCUGAUUUCUCCCAAAUGUCUGUCUCAUCCGAAUGCAUUCAGCGGAUCCGGUUCUACCAGCCAUGGUCAACGCAGCUCGAGUAUGAGAUGAUAUUCCGUAAGCUAGAAUUGGGGUUGGAAUUCGCUAUUUUCACAGGGAGAUGGAGACCUGUAUCCACCAUGCGAAGUUUUGAGGAUGUUGCUUUGAAGCGUAUGGCAGAUCCUUCAGACGGGAAAUUUCACUAUCCGAUCACUGAGAGACGUAGCUGCGCCACGACAGAUGCUCUACGCCUAGCAGAAGAGAACCUUGAUGACUUCUGGAAGACUGCCGACUCGUUCUGCAGGAAGUUGACGGGAUCAAGCUUCCCGGAUUUACUAGAGCGGGAUAUCAGCCACGGUCGGUCUCUACGCCGCACUGCACCGUGGACUGAGCCGUCCGCCCGAAAGGAAGACGCGAGAUUCCACGAGAGCCACAGCGAGUCUUUCCACCAGUACACUUACAAACCGUUUCUCUUCGAGUCCUACCGGGGGGCGGAGGCGCUGACGUCGGUCAGAAGAAAGGUCAAGACUCGCGGCACCGUCGACUUGGCGAGGGCGGAAGGCAACGAUGCUCCGGAUUCUACAGACCAAACAAUUCUUCCAAUAAGCGUAACGGUCGACAAGCGCUCUCAUCUUGUCUUCAAGACCCUCUUCUUCUCUCCUUCAGCGCGGGAUGUGCCAGGUGAAGUAUCAUGGAAGGACUUCGUUCAUGCUAUGGUCCAGCGUGGCUUUGAAGCUGAGAAGCUACACGGUUCGUCAUGGCGGUUCACACCAACGACCCUGGGUGCAGAGCGCGCAAUCCAGUUCCAUGCUCCACACGGCGCGCUCAGCAAACUACCUUUGACUUGGGCAAGGCGAUAUGGCAGGAGGCUCGAAAGAGAGUAUGGGUGGACGGGCGAGAUGUUUACUCUUACCUAG
Messenger RNA from Alternaria novae-zelandiae, 2460 nucleotides. RefSeq lists its product as uncharacterized. The transcript is spliced from 2 exons. The coding region runs from base 1 to 2460 and encodes 819 amino acids. Lineage: Eukaryota; Fungi; Ascomycota; Dothideomycetes; Pleosporales; Pleosporaceae. The record is from RefSeq and is a predicted model, not a curated record.